This is a messenger RNA of Hippopotamus amphibius kiboko, 1542 nucleotides long. RefSeq names its product ubiquitin carboxyl-terminal hydrolase 22-like. The record is from RefSeq and is a predicted model, not a curated record. Gene Ontology annotation, biological process: protein deubiquitination. NCBI's taxonomy places the organism in Eukaryota, Metazoa, Chordata, Mammalia, Artiodactyla, Hippopotamidae. The coding region runs from base 19 to 1542 and encodes 507 amino acids. The transcript has a single exon. Gene Ontology annotation, molecular function: zinc ion binding; cysteine-type deubiquitinase activity.
GAGCCGGACGGCGAGGCCAUGGACGCGGCGCUUGUGGCGACUCUGCCGGGCUGCGUGCACCUGGGCGGCUUCAAGAGGGACAACUGGAGGCAGAACCUGCGCGCCAUCUACCAGUGCUUCUUGUGGAGCGGCUCGGCAGAGGCCCGCAAGCGCAAGGCGAAGUCGUGCGUGUGUCACAUGUGUGGCGUCCACCUGAACCGGCUGCACGCCUGUCUCCAUUGCGUCUUCUUCAGUUGUUUUACAAAGAAGCACAUUCACGAGCAUACCAAGUCGAAAAGACAGAACCUGGCCUUAGAACUUAUGUAUGGAGGUAUCUACUGCUUUUUGUGUCAGGACUACAUUUAUGACAAAGACAUAGAAAUCAUUGCCAAAGAGGAACAGCGGAAGGCUUGGAAAAUGCAAGGCGUCGGGGAGAAGUUUUCAACGUGGGAGCGGACCAAGCGGGAGCUCGAGCUGCUGAAGCACAACCCCAAGCGGCGGAAGAUCACGUCCAACUGCACCAUAGGUCUGCGCAGCCUCAUCAACCUCGGGAACACGUGCUUCAUAAACUGCAUCGUGCAGGCGCUCACGCACACGCCUCUGCUGCGCUUCUUCCUGUCUGACCGGCACCGCUGCGAGAUGCAGAGUCCCAGCUCCUGCCUGUUCUGCGAGAUGUCCUCCCUCUUCCAGGAGUUCUACUCAGGGCACCGGUCCCCCCACAUCCCGUACAAGCUGCUGCACCUGGUGUGGACGCACGAUCAGCACCUGGCGGGCUAUGAGCAGCAGGACGCGCACGAGUUCCUCAUCGCGGCCCUGGACGUCCUGCACCGGCACUGCAAAGGUGACGAUAACAGGAAGAAGGCCAACAGCCCCAACCACUGCAACUGCAUCAUAGACCAGAUCUUCACAGGCGGGCUGCAGUCCGACGUCACCUGCCAAGUGUGCCAAUUUACCAGACUAGAGCGCUUAGGCAGCAGUGCCAAGAUCAAGUGUAGCGGUUGUCAUAGGUACCGGGAGUCCACCAAGCAGCUCGCCAUGAAGAAGCUGCCCAUUGUGGCCUGUUUCCAUCUCAAACGAUUCGAACACUCGGCCAAACUCUGGCGCAAGAUUACCACCUACGUGUCCUUCCCCCUGGAGCUGGACAUGACCCCCUUCAUGGCCUCCAGCAAAGAGAGCAGGAUGAACGGGCAGUACCAGCAGCCGACGGACAGUCUCAGCAACAACAAGUACUCCUUGUUUGCGGUGGUCAACCGCCAGGGGACCUUGGAGAGCGGCCACUACACCAGCUUCAUCCGGCAGCACAAGGACCGGUGGUUCAAGUGUGACGACGCCAUCAUCACCAAGGCCAGCAUCGCGGACGUGCUGGACAGCGAGGGGUACCUUCUGUUCUAUCACAAACAGUUCCUGGAGUGUGAGCAGCCGUCGGCCUGCCGGCACGUCCCCCGAAGUCAUCCCAACCCCCACGGGAGGCCCCCGCACGCCAGGAACCUGGGGUCACACUGUGUGGACACUUGGCAGGAGGUGGGCCCCGGGGGUCAGGGGGCAGAGGAGACAUGGGCCUGA